AUUUCCCUACAAGUACUGACGAAAAACUCUGAGAUUUUACUUCUAAAGAGGGAAACAGGCAAAUAUCUACCUCGAGGCAGCUGUUAAGAGUCUCAGACACCCAGGUGAGAUUUAGAUAGACACUGCCUUCUUUCAACAGGAGAAACAGUGGACAAUGCCUAGUAUCAGCAUGGCCAGCUUGGCAAACAGACUGCAGGAACUGUACAUAAACACUCCAUACAGCAAAGAAUUCAGUUAUGGUCGGGCACUUAUAAAAGCUAUUGCUACUGAGGAACCUUUUAUGGAGGUAGAAGUUCUGAAAAGUCUUGGAGACCUGCGUCUUCAGAAGGGCAAGCUCAGUAAAGAUUCAGCAGAGUUUGACAAAGCUGCUGCCCUGUAUGCUGCUGCCUUACUGCGCUGCAAAGAUCCAGACAUGAGAGAAACACUGGAACAUCGUAUCGGCUACAUGGAGAAACUAUCCAGACAACUACUGCAGGGGUACAGUUCACACUUCUGGCGGCUGUCACCAGACUACUGUGGUUCUGCUGACAGUAAUGUCUUAAGGGUGACUGAAACAUGCCUUAAAUUGGAAAGAUAUGUCAGAAAUUCCUGGCACUCUGUUGAAGUGGCUUUCACAAAAACACUGGUUAGAGCAAUUGAGAACAGUGACAUGUUCUUGGAAAUUGAGGUUUUAAAAUCCCUUGGAGAUUUCUACCUUGAGAAAGGCAAGACAAAUUCUGAAGUAUCCCGGUUUUCCAAGGCAGCUUCAAUGUACAACAAGGCCCUGGCAAUAUGCGGGUGUCCUGAGACAAAACUGACUCUGGAACAUCGCAUCAGAUACACGGAGAAGAACAAAGAAGCUGCAAUUAAGAAGUCAAGAAGGAGAGAACAAAGGCUACAACAGUUGGGAAACAUCACAAGAGCAGCUGACUUUAUGCAGGAUCAUCAUGUCAGUCCACAUAUAACAAGGGAGUACACAAAUCACCUUAAGGAAGGAGAAUCCUCCCUUGCCAGGGCUGACCUGGACUCAGCAGAGCAGCACUUUGCAGCUGCACUAAAAAUGGUACAUGUGAGAGACCCCACAGCCCAGCAGUACCAUAGAGAGGUGGAGCCACUGUGCAAGUUGGGGGAUGUCUACAGUAAGAGAGGUCAGCAUGCAGGAGACGGGGGAGACUUUGCCAAAGCAGCAGCACUCUAUAAUGCAGCAAUAGCCAGGUCAGAGGAUCAAGUCAUCAAGGGUAACAUAGAAACGACUAUUAGAGAAGUAGAGAAGUCUUUUCUAAAAUUUAUCACUGGCGCUCAUAGUAAUGUUAACCAAUAUGGCAAUGAAAAACACAAGAAACAGCUGAAGGAGAUGCGAGACCAGAUCAAGUUGGAGAUGGAAACCAUUAAGCAGCUGGAUCCUUAUGUACAUGGCGAGGAGAACCCAAGUGUCAAAGAGAUAGAGGCAAAACGAGCUCAAGUUGUCAGGAAGCUAUUUGAGAAAAUUGCACAACAAAGAAAGGAGUUCAUCAUCCUGCUUGUAGAAGAGUGUAUUUGGUUAAUGGGUCCCCCUCCCUGUAAGUAUGCCCUGAUAGGUUUGGGUUCACAGGCCACAGGACUGGUAACUCCAUACUCAGACCUGGAGUUUGCAAUCUUGGUAGAGGAAGAAAGUGAAAAAGUUCUUGUGUAUUUCCGAAACCUCACCAAUUAUCUACAUCUCAAGGUGGUCAACCUAGGAGAAACCAUUCUCCCAUCACUAGGAAUAAAAUCUCUCAAUAACUUUAAUUCUAAGUAUACACUUGACAACUGGUACUAUGACUCUGUUACACCACGUGGGUUUGCAUUUGAUGGCUCCAUGCCAAAGGCAAGCAAGACUCCGCUGGGCAGGCAGGGAGCUAAGAAUGAACCACCCAGUGUCAGUGAACUCAUCUGCACCCCAGAAAACAUGGUCUCAAUACUGCAGAAUGAUGUGACAUUGUAUCUGAAAGAAGGAUAUCACCUUGCCACCAUCUUGAGAAACCCAUGCCUAAUAGCGGGGGAACAGGAUUUGAUUGACACGUACAUGGAAAUCACAGUGGAGAUACUGAAAGCUGAUGGGGGUAAAAUGGCUCAACAACUGGCACAGGAGACACUAAGGGAAAACAAUGACAUCCACAAAGACCUGCAAUCACUCACAGCAAGGCUAGUUGAUGUAAAGAAAGAACUCUAUCGCUUCCCAGCUGUAGCAGUGGACUGCUUGGCACUGUAUUCAUGCAUCACACCUACUACAGUUUGGGAAACAAUAGAAGAAAUGGAAAACCAACAAGUCAUCAGUCCCAACAAUGCACACCACCUGACAGUACUUACCAGCAUCGCAGCAGAACUCAGGCUCAGAACAUACAUGGCAAAUGGUGGACAGAAGGAAAACCUGUCAGCUUUGGCCUCAAUUGAAACAGAACUACAAGGACAGGAAUCGUCUCUACAGACACAUAACGAAGUACAAACCAACACACUGAAACAGAUUUUUUAUCUACCAAACGAAAAACAGCUUUUCAGAUACUAUUACACAGCACUCCCUCUUAGAUAUCAUCUUUUCACAAAAUAUUCUGAACAAAAAGUAGUUCUUAAUUCAUCCUCUGAUUUCUAUGAAACUUCAGCAGUAAUAAAAGCAAUGAUGUGCAACGAACUGUGCAAAUAUAGUCAGGCUACCAGAUACUACCAGGUAGCUCUGAAGGAAGCUGUAGGAAAUGAUGCUGUAAAAAUUUUUCUGCUCAACAGACUAGGUGGUGCUUUAAGCAGAAUGGGUGAUAAUCUGAGCGCAGUCAGCUAUCUUAAUAAUGCACUGUCUUUGGCACGUUCCUCUGGUCCAAGUGUGACAGAUCAAGAUAUUGCCAUGUCCCUAGGUAACUUGGGAGGAGUCUAUCGCCAUAUGGGUGAAUACAGGAAAGCAAUCCGCUACCUCCAAGAAGCACUACAGAUGUCCAGGAAUAGAUAUGGGCAGAAUACAGCACAUCCUGACAUUGCCUAUUCACUCAACAUGCUUGGGGCAGCCUGUGAUGGGCUUGGGGAUUUUAGAAAAGCUAUUAACUACUAUGAGCAGUCACUGCAGAUGUUCAGGAGUAUUUAUGGUCAGAGUAAACCACAUCCUGAUAUUGCCAGCACACUCAACAAUCUGGGGUUGGCACGUAAGGAAUUGAGUGAUUUUGUAACUGCCAUCAGCUACCUGGAACAGGCAUUGAAGAUGCGUAGAAGUAUGUAUGGUUACAGUACAGCACAUCCCGAGAUUGCAACAUCACUCAGAAACCUGGGAAUGGUCUGGCGCAUUCUCGGUGAUAGUAGAAAAGCAAUCAGCUACUAUGAACAGACAAUACUGGUGGACAGGAGUAUCUACGGUUCAGCGCAUUCUAACAUUGCAAACACACUCAACAACCUGGGGGUAGCCUGGAGUGACCUGGGUGAUAACAGAAAAGCAAUCAGAUACCAUGAACAGGCACUGCAGAUGUCCAGGAGUAUCUAUGGUCAGAGUUCAGCACAUUCUCACAUCGCCAACUCACUCGACAACCUGGGAUCAGCCUGGGAAGAAAUUGGUGAUCACAGAAAAGCAAUAAGCUACCAUGAACAGGCACUGCAAAAAAGAAAAACUAUCUACGGGCAGAGUACACCACAUCCUGAAACUGCAAUGUCACUUAUGAAUCUGGGUCAAUGUAUGGUUUCCCUUGGUAAUUAUAGGAAAGCAAUCAGCUACCAUGAAGAGGCACUGCAAAUGCACAGGAGUAUAUAUGGUCAUGGUACAGAUCACAGAGAAAUUGCCAUAUCACUUUGUAGUCUGGGAGAUGUCUGUUACCAUCUGCGUGAAUACUGGAAAGCAAUCAGCUACCAUGAACAGGCACUGCAGGUGCGCAGGAGUAUCUAUGGUCAGACUAAAUCACAUCCUGACAUUGCAAUGUCACUUAACAACCUUGGUAUGACCUGGCUGGCCAUAGGCAAUAUCAGAAAAGCUCUGAGUCUCUUUCAAGAAGCCUUUGAUAUGGCAAAGCAGCUUUAUCCCGAGUACAAAAGUCACCCACAUAUAAAAUUACUUGAAAAUAACCUGAAAAUGUCCAUUACUAUACUUCAUGAAUUCAGUCAGAAAUAGCUGAAU
Molecule: messenger RNA, 4081 nt
Organism: Branchiostoma belcheri (Belcher's lancelet)
Lineage: Eukaryota; Metazoa; Chordata; Leptocardii; Amphioxiformes; Branchiostomatidae
Exons: 4
Coding region: 155-4075 (1306 amino acids)
Molecular function (GO): protein binding
Source: RefSeq, a predicted model, not a curated record